AAACAGUGAGAGCUCAUUGUCUCCUUAUGGAUUCUGUGAUCGUUCUGUUUCUCGUUCUCUCUGCAUUUUUUACUGCUUCAGCUCAACAAAUGGAGUCCAAUGUAAGCCCAGGCUCUUAUCUAAUGCCUGGAAUCAACUCUACGUGGUUGUCACGUUCUGGUCUCUUUGCUUUUGGAUUCUAUAAGCAAGGCAAUGGCUACGCUGUCGGUAUUUUUCUUGCUGGAAUUCCUCAAAAAACUGUUGUCUGGACUGCAAACCGUGACGAACCUCCAGUCUCCAGCACUGCUACCUUGAUUUUUACAAACAAUGGCACGCUUGUCCUGCAAUCGACACCAGAGCAAACGCCAAUCAUCAUAGCUGAUUCUCUUGGGUCUACUUCAGCUGCCAUGCUUGAUACAGGAAAUUUUGUGCUCCAUAAUUCCGAUCAACAAGUAGUGUGGCAGAGUUUUGAGCAUCCGACUGAUUCCCUUUUACCCGGUCAACCUCUCUUAGCAGGUACGGAGCUGUUUUCUAGUAUGUCAGAAACUGAUCACUCAACGGGUAUCUUCCGUCUUAAGAUGCAACAUGAUGGAAACCUUGUUCAAUACCCGGUGGACACUCCCGACACCAGGGCAUAUGCUUAUUAUGCAUCUGGGACAGAUGGAAGGGGAGAUAACGUAACGCUAAACUUUAGUCCUGACGGCCAUCUCUACUUGCUUAGCGCUACUGGUGCUAACAUUAGGAAUCUAACCGAUGGAGGAUAUCCUAGAAAGGAAACUAUUUAUCUUAUGAGAAUCGAUGCAGAUGGGAUAUUCCGACUGUACUCGUAUGAGGUGAAACAGAAUGGAAACUGGUCAAAUGUAUGGUCAUCUUCCAAUGAUUUGUGUGAACCCAAGGGUCUCUGUGGAUUAAACGGGUAUUGUGUUUUAAAUGACAAUAAAGCUCAAUGCGUAUGUCUUCCAGGGUUCGAGAUGGCACACCAGACUACAGGCUGUGUUAGAAGUUUCAAUGCUGCAGGCCGUUGCAGUAGUAAGGAUGAAUACAAUCCACACACCAUGAGCGAGCUGGCUAAUAUCGUUUGGGAAGAUAUGCCGUAUUCUGUUUUGUCAUUUCCACUCAAAGAAGAUUGCGAACGAUCUUGCUUAGAGGACUGUAACUGUGAAGCUGCGCUAUUCAAAGACAGCACGUGCAGAAAACAAAGGCCCCCAUUGAGAUACGGGAGAAGGACGUUGACUGAUUCAACUGCUUUCAUCAAGGUAGGGAAAUCGACACCCGCUGAUAUGCCAAAAGACAACCAGAAAGGCCUUAGACUGGACAUUCUAAUUCUUGGUGGUGGAAAAAUUUUAUCUAUAAGAGGGUGUGAUAUAUCAUAGUUUAAUUAGAAGAAAAAAUUAAAAUUAAAAUCUUAGAAAUUAAAUUUUAGUAUUUAAGUGUUAUGGAUGGAUUUUCACUCUUUAGGAGAGCUUGGUUUUGGAAUUUUGGUUGUUACUCUCA
Carya illinoinensis is the source of this 1473-nucleotide messenger RNA. Its product is annotated as G-type lectin S-receptor-like serine/threonine-protein kinase LECRK3. Bases 27 to 1352 code for a protein of 441 amino acids. Gene Ontology annotation, biological process: recognition of pollen. NCBI's taxonomy places the organism in Eukaryota, Viridiplantae, Streptophyta, Magnoliopsida, Fagales, Juglandaceae. The transcript has a single exon. The record is from RefSeq and is a predicted model, not a curated record.